Molecule: messenger RNA, 852 nt
Organism: Magnolia sinica
Lineage: Eukaryota; Viridiplantae; Streptophyta; Magnoliopsida; Magnoliales; Magnoliaceae
Product: mitogen-activated protein kinase kinase kinase 20-like
Exons: 1
Coding region: 1-852 (283 amino acids)
Biological process (GO): protein phosphorylation
Molecular function (GO): ATP binding; protein kinase activity
Source: RefSeq, a predicted model, not a curated record
AUGAAGAUUCUCUUUGAAUUACAAGGUUGUCCCCGAAUCGUCCGCCGCCUCGGCAAUGACCUCACUAUUGAAAAUGAACUGAUCAUCUACAACCUAUUCCUUGAGUACAUCCCUAGCGACACGCUAGCCGAGAUAAUCAAGGCCACACGUCAUGGAUUGCCGGAAUCCAACGUCCAAAGCUACACAAAGUCGAUUCUCCUCGGCCUUAAUUACAUUCAUGAAAGAGUAUACGUGCAUUGCGACAUCAAGCCACAGAAUCUUCUCGUCUGCUCUUCUUUAGAAAUCAAGAUUGCUGAUUUUGGGCUGUCGAAGAAGGCCGGAGUGUUGGUGUAUGGUGACAAUCAUGUCCGUGGCACGCCCCUUUACGUCUCUCCCGAAUCUGUGGGCUGGAGUGAGUACAACCCACCCGUAGAUAUCUGGGCACUAGGGUGUGUGGUUGUCGAGAUGGCGAUGAGGAAGACAGCAUGGGAAUGCCUGAUUAAUGGCGAUACCAGCGAUCUUCUAUUUCAGAUUGGAUUCCCUAAAAGGUUGCCAGAGAUUCCUAAGUGCUUGUCUGGGCAGGGGAAGGACUUCCUGAGUCGGUGUUUCAUUAAGGAUCCCCAUGAUAGAUGGACGGCUAAAAUGUUAUUAGAUCUUCCAUUUAUUAUGAAUGAUGCCGUAAGAGAUGAAGUAUUGUCUGUUCAUAAUGCAUUGCCUUCUUCUGGAGUUUUUAUGGAAGAGGAUUUUAUCCCACUGCCGGUUUCUUCAUCAGUGUCAUCCUUUGAAAUAUCUAGAGGCGGAUCUAUUGGGUCUAGUAUCCCAAGCUUGUGUAGUCCAUGUCUUCAAUGGGUGCCUCAUUUGCUCAUCCAGUAG